AUGAGUCUGAAAGUUAAUAUUCUCGGCCAUGAGUUUGCCAAUCCACUCAUGAACGCCGCUGGUGUACUCUGUAGUACAAUAGACGAUCUGCAAUGCAUGACCGCCUCUUCCAGCGGCUCACUGGUCUCGAAGAGUUGCACAACUGCACACCGUGAUGGAAAUCCCGAGCCGCGAUACUGCGGACUGCCACUCGGUAGUAUUAACUCCAUGGGACUUCCCAAUUUGGGAUUUGAUGUCUAUCUAAAGUAUGCGAAUGAGCAGCACGACUAUGGCCGGAAACCACUCUUUCUCUCCAUGUCCGGACUCUCCGCGGAGGAGAAUGCCGCGAUGUGUAAGAGACUCGCACCUGUAGCCAAAGAGAAGGGUGUGGUGUUGGAAUUAAAUCUUUCAUGCCCGAAUGUACCCGGCAAACCACAAGUGGCCUACGACUUUGAUACGAUGCGUGUGUAUUUAAAGGAAGUAUCAGAGGCGUAUGGAUUACCAUUUGGAGUGAAGAUGCCACCGUAUUUUGAUAUUGCCCACUUUGAUAUGGCGGCUGCGGUGUUAAAUGAAUUCCCACUUGUUAAAUUUGUAACGUGUGUAAACAGUAUUGGUAAUGGUCUUGUGAUUGACCCAGCAACGGAAACGGUUGUGAUUAAACCCAAACAAGGGUUUGGUGGUGUGGGUGGGAAAUACAUUCUCCCUACUGCGUUAGCCAAUGUGAAUGCGUUUUAUCGCCGUUGUCCAGAUAAAUUGGUAUUUGGCUGUGGUGGUGUUUACACGGGUGAAGAUGUCUUUCUUCAUAUUCUUGCUGGGGCAUCCAUGGUACAGGUGGGAACCGCACUGCAUGAGGAAGGACCCGCUAUCUUUGAUCGUCUCGCUACGGAGUUGCAGGAAAUUAUGAAGAAGAAGGGUUACAAAACACUGGACGAGUUUCGUGGACGUGUCAAGACAAUUGAAUAA
Molecule: messenger RNA, 942 nt
Organism: Trypanosoma theileri
Lineage: Eukaryota; Euglenozoa; Kinetoplastea; Trypanosomatida; Trypanosomatidae
Product: dihydroorotate dehydrogenase
Exons: 1
Coding region: 1-942 (313 amino acids)
Biological process (GO): UMP biosynthetic process; 'de novo' pyrimidine nucleobase biosynthetic process
Cellular component (GO): cytoplasm
Molecular function (GO): dihydroorotate dehydrogenase activity
Source: RefSeq, a predicted model, not a curated record